CUCUCCUCGCCCCACCCUCUCGCUUCCCCUUCGCGGAAACGACAGCUGCGGCGGCGGGCCUGGCGCCGCCUCCCUCCACCUACCACGUCUGCCCCCGCCACUCCCUCCCGGCGCCCCAGCCCGGCUGCCGCCCAGCAUGAACAUCAUGGACUUCAACGUGAAGAAGCUGGCGGCCGACGCGGGCACCUUCCUCAGCCGCGCAGUGCAGUUCACAGAAGAAAAGCUUGGCCAGGCAGAGAAGACAGAAUUGGAUGCUCACUUAGAGAACCUUCUUAGCAAAGCUGAAUGUACCAAAAUAUGGACAGAAAAAAUAAUGAAACAAACUGAAGUGUUAUUGCAGCCAAAUCCAAAUGCCAGGAUAGAAGAGUUUGUUUAUGAGAAACUGGAUAGAAAAGCUCCAAGUCGUAUAAACAACCCAGAACUUUUGGGACAAUAUAUGAUUGAUGCAGGGACUGAAUUUGGCCCAGGAACAGCUUAUGGUAAUGCCCUUAUUAAAUGUGGAGAAACACAAAAACGAAUUGGAACAGCAGACAGAGAGCUAAUACAAACAUCAGCUUUAAAUUUUCUCACUCCUUUAAGAAACUUUAUAGAAGGAGAUUACAAAACAAUUGCUAAAGAAAGGAAACUAUUACAAAAUAAGAGACUGGAUUUGGAUGCUGCAAAAACCAGACUAAAAAAGGCAAAAGCUGCAGAAACUAAAGCUUCACAACUAAACUCAGCUCGCCUUGAAGGAGAUAACAAUAUGGUAAAUUUCUCUUACAUGCUCAACUUCCUGCAUGUAAAAUGGCUGAAGUCUGAACAGGAAUUAAGAAUAACUCAAAGUGAAUUUGAUCGUCAAGCAGAGAUUACAAGACUUCUGCUAGAGGGAAUCAGCAGUACCCACGCCCAUCAUCUCCGAUGUCUGAAUGACUUUGUGGAAGCCCAGAUGACUUACUAUGCACAAUGUUACCAGUACAUGUUAGACCUCCAAAAACAACUGGGAAGUUUUCCAUCCAGUUAUUGUAACAACAAUCAAACUUCUGUGGCACCUGUGCCAUCUGCUUCAUCAAAUGUAAUUGGUUCUUCCACCUUGACUUCAACAAGUGGCCUAGUAAUCGCCUCUCCUACCAACCUUAAUGACCUCAAGGAGUGCAGUGGCAGCAGAAAGGCCAGGGUCCUGUAUGAUUAUGAUGCUGCAAACAGUAGUGAAUUAUCACUUCUGGCAGAUGAGGUAAUCACUGUGUUCAGUGUCAUUGGAAUGGAUUCAGACUGGUUAAUGGGGGAAAGGGGAAAUCAGAAGGGCAGGGUGCCAAUUACCUACUUAGAACUGCUCAAUUAAAUAGGUGGACUAUGGAAAGAUUACCCAUCGUGACACCAGUAUUUAUAUACAAUUAACUCUAAAUAAAACAGGUUUAAGUAUCUUCCAUGUUAAUAUUCUUAGGAGACUGAAAAGAAAAUACCAGCCAUCAGAAACCAGCCUUUCUGCCAAUAAAAUUGCAUGGUAAAUAUUUCAUUACAGAAUUUAUGUUAGUGCUUUCAUGCCAAGAAUGUUUUCUUACAAAAUUCUCUUUCUACUGAGGUUUCACUAAUAAGCAGCUUCUACUUUUGAGCUCCAACUUAAAGCAGAAGAACUGUUUUCUACUGAAUUUUUCAUUAAUGGCAAGCUUUUUCUUUUAUGUAAAAUAAAUUUAUUGUGAAUUGA
This is a messenger RNA of Nyctereutes procyonoides (raccoon dog), 1681 nucleotides long. It is a transcript of the gene SH3GLB1, whose product is annotated as SH3 domain containing GRB2 like, endophilin B1. The record is from RefSeq and is a predicted model, not a curated record. The transcript is spliced from 10 exons. Gene Ontology annotation, molecular function: protein binding. NCBI's taxonomy places the organism in Eukaryota, Metazoa, Chordata, Mammalia, Carnivora, Canidae. The coding region runs from base 137 to 1318 and encodes 393 amino acids. Gene Ontology annotation, biological process: membrane organization. Gene Ontology annotation, cellular component: membrane; cytoplasm.